Scedosporium apiospermum is the source of this 1905-nucleotide messenger RNA. RefSeq names its product ATP-binding cassette sub-family G member 5. The transcript is spliced from 3 exons. Gene Ontology annotation, cellular component: membrane. The coding region runs from base 1 to 1905 and encodes 634 amino acids. Gene Ontology annotation, molecular function: ATP hydrolysis activity; ATP binding; ABC-type transporter activity. NCBI's taxonomy places the organism in Eukaryota, Fungi, Ascomycota, Sordariomycetes, Microascales, Microascaceae. The record is from RefSeq and is a predicted model, not a curated record.
AUGAGCAGUCAAUCCGAACACAAUGCAUCAAAGGAGCAUGCCUCCGAUGAUCUCGAGAUGAAUAUAAUCCCGAGCCGACACCUCGCCAACGAUAUCGUCGAUAGCUUCGCCUGGAGCAACCUCGAAGUCGUCGUCAAAGACCGAGCCACCAAGAAGCCGCUUUCCAUCCUGUCGAGCGCCGCUGGCAUCGUCAAAGCAGGAGACAUGCUUGCGAUUAUGGGCCCGAGCGGAUCCGGUAAAACCACCUUGCUGAACGCCCUCGCCCAUCGCGUUGCUGCUGCCGGAGCGACCACGACCGGAGACAUACUUGGUAACGGGCAGAAGAUGGGGCUCCAGAUGACACGCGACCUCUCUACAUACGUUGAGCAGGAGGAUGCAUUGAUUGGUAGUCUCACGGUACGGGAGACGAUGAUCUUCGCGGCCAGGCUGGCUCUCCCCAGCAACGUCAGCAAGAAAGAAACCUUCCGCCGCGUGGAUGAUCUCAUCGCCAGCUUUGGCUUACAGUCUCAGGCUCAUACAAUCGUCGGCACCCCGAUCAAAAAAGGCUUGAGUGGAGGUCAGAAGAAGAGACUCGGUGUUGCCAGCCGGCUUGUCACCAACCCAAAAAUCCUGUUCCUCGACGAGCCGACUAGCGGUCUUGACUCGGCUCUCAGCCUCGAAGUUAUCACUUACAUCAAGGAGAUUGGCAAGAAAAAUAAUCUGGUCAUAGUAGCUUCCAUCCAUCAACCUUCUUCAUCGACAUUCCAGCAAUUCGACCAGCUCUGCCUACUAUCAGGAGGGAAGACUUGCUACUUUGGCCCAGUGUGCGAAGCGCCGGGCUAUUUCGCCCGAGCUGGUUACCCUAUGCCAUCCCAGACCAACGCUGCCGAGUUCUACCUAGACCUAAUCAACACCGACUUGGAUAAGAAUGGCGAAGUUGUCCGCCGUACCGAAGACAUCACCCGGCACUGGUUGGAGUCAAGCGAGCGCGACAACCUCGAUGCAGCCAUUGAAGAUGCGAGAAAUUCUACUUCGGUUGAUCUAUCUCAGCAGAAGAUGGUAAAGCCCAGCCCAUUGAAAAUUCCCCUCAUUCUCCUCCACCGCUCUUGGAUCAAGUCGUACCGCGACGUCGUCGUCUACGGUAUCCGCGUCGCCAUGUACCUCGGCCUAGCCAUCCUCAUGGGAACUGUCUUCCUGAGGCUCAAAACGGAUCAGAAUUAUAUCCAGCCUUUCAUUAAUGCCAUUUUCUUUGGCGGAGCCUUCAUGUCGUUCAUGGCAGUCGCCUACGUUCCCGCCUUCCUGGAAGACCUGCACACGUUUUACCAAGAACGCGCAAAUGGCCUUGUCGGCCCGCUUUCCUUUUUAGUAUCUAAUUUCAUCAUCGGCCUUCCAUUCCUCUUCCUCAUUACCGUCGUCUUCUCACUCUUGGUUUAUUUCCUUUCGAACUUUCGCCCAGAUGGAAGUGCCUUCUUUAAGUUCGUUUUGUGGCUAUUCCUCGAUCUCAUUGCAGCCGAGUCGUUGGUCGUUCUCGUCUCUAGCAUUUUCCCAGUUUUUGUCGUGGCACUGGCCAUCACGGCUUUCGCGAAUGGACUUUGGAUGUGCGUGGACGGGUUCCUCGUGCCGAUGAGCAUUCUCAAUGCGUUCUGGAAGUACGUCUUCCACUACAUCGACUAUCAGGCCUACGUGUUCCAGGGCAUGAUGGUCAACGAGUUUGAAUCCCGAGAAUAUACUUGCACGAAGUCACCCGACGGAUACCAGUGCAUGUACUACAGCGACCUGAACUCGGUGGGGAAGAUCCGCGGCGAGGCUGUUUUGGAGAACUUUAGUAUUAAGACGGGACAGGAGGGGACUUGGGUUGGAAUCAUCAUUGGCAUUAUUGCUGGGUACAGACUUUUGGCCUACUUGGCCCUGCUUUUGCGAAAGUAG